AUGUACAGCUUGGAAUUUGUAAAUGCAGCCGGAUACCGUCUCGACGGUAGACUGUGCAAUGAAACUAGAAAUAUAACAGUUUCACAUGGGGAAUAUGCCACAUCGGAUGGUUCUGCAAGCAUUAAACAGGGAUUGACCCAUAUAAUAGUUUUAGUUAAGGGUCCCUCAGAUUCAACUUAUGUUAAACAGGCAAAUCAAACGAACUUUGCCUCUGUAUUGAUAAAUUGUGACAUAAAUAUUUCAAACAAUUUGUCAACUGAUAUUCGUAGGGGUACUAAGUUAGACAUUAUAACUGCUGAGAUAUCACUGCUUAUUAAGAAAGUUUUCAAAUCGAUAAUUAUUGUGCCCCUUUCAAAACGCUCGCAAAUAACAUUUUCCGUCGAAAUUCUUGAUUGUGAUGGAUGUUUAAAAUCUACAAUCAUCAACUGUUGUACUUUGGCACUAAUAGAUGCAGGGGUGGCUGUUAAAAGUCUAGUAUUUUCAAGUUCUGUUUGUUAUUUGGACAAGAUAGUUUUAGCAGAUCCUACGCAACUUGAAACAAAUUAUUCGACUGCAGAAUUGACGAUUGCAACGGAAUCAAUAACCAACAACCCAAUUUACAUAGACUUAGCUUCCAAGGUUAGCGAAGAAGGAUUUAAAAAAAUGUACAGCUCGUGCCUGAAGAGUAAUAAAGAAUAUUCACAUAUUUUUAGGAAUUACUUGUAUAAAUAUGCUGAGAAUUUCGUAAAUCUCAACAAUUUGGCGGAUCGCAUAAGGAAUCCUGGACAAUAG
Messenger RNA from Babesia microti strain RI, 771 nucleotides. RefSeq names its product exosome complex component RRP41. The coding region runs from base 1 to 771 and encodes 256 amino acids. The record is from RefSeq and is a predicted model, not a curated record. Gene Ontology annotation, cellular component: nucleolus; nuclear exosome (RNase complex); cytoplasmic exosome (RNase complex). The transcript has 3 exons. Lineage: Eukaryota; Apicomplexa; Aconoidasida; Piroplasmida; Babesiidae. Gene Ontology annotation, biological process: rRNA catabolic process; nuclear mRNA surveillance; poly(A)-dependent snoRNA 3'-end processing.